Molecule: messenger RNA, 3562 nt
Organism: Rattus norvegicus (Norway rat)
Lineage: Eukaryota; Metazoa; Chordata; Mammalia; Rodentia; Muridae
Source: RefSeq, a predicted model, not a curated record
CAUAUAUCUCUCUAGUUUAUUUUUCCAUUCCCAAAUAGAUCACAAUUUUCCACUGUGAAGAGGAAGAGGAGGAGGAAGAUGAAGGAGAAAAGAAAGAGGAAGAAGAAGAAGGAGGAGGAGGAGGAGAAGAAGGAGAAGGAGAAGGAGAAGGAGGAGAAGGAGAAGGAGAAGGAGAAGGAGAAGGAGAAGGAGAAGAAGAAGAAGAAGAAGAAGAAGAAGAAGAAGAAGAAGAAGAAGAAGAAGAAGAAGAAGAAGUAGUAAUAGUAGUAGUAGUAGUAGUAGUAGUAGUAGUAGUAGUAGUAGUAGUAGUAGUAGUAGUAGUAUCAGUCCCAUUAGACAGGGACUAAUGGAAAGAAAAGGAGAACUGGGCUAAAAAUCUCUGCCCUCAGGGUCACGGGGUUGGAAAGCCCAAGGGUUUUCAAGGUUUGCUCCUUGACCUGUUGGUGAGCAGAGGACAGAGGUUUCACUUGCCAAGGCUGUGAUAGUGGAACACUCUGAGGCCACAUCACUCCAGUCCCAGGUCCAGCCCUUGGCAGACAGGCACCAGGAGGGCCAACCUCUUUGGGCAGGGCCAGCAGAAGCCGGGAGCUAUACUCAGCACACUGGCAGUCUCACUGGGACACCUGGAAAAAAGGCCAGACAGGCAGUGCCUGGGGGAGGGGUGCUCACUUGCACAGGGCCCAUUGCCCCAUGACUCUGAGUUUGAGCUAUGCGGAGGACACAGAGAGAACCUGGAACAGGGCUGCACAGGGGCCUUCCUUUGCCUCUGCCCAGCACCCAUUCACAGGCUCGCUUUUAUAUCCUCUCUGUAAAAUGCAACUUCCUCCUCCGGAAACAGUAUUGAUUAGAGUGAAUGUCAUGGAUCCAGUGAGACAGAUCCAGUGCGACCGUGAAGGCAAACGCUUUCCGUUCCUCUCAGCUCCACCAGGUCUGGUAAGAGCAGUAGGGGCUCCUGUCCCUACAGACCUAGAGGCAAACCCAGUAAUCUCUCUGAAUCCACUGUUGUCCUAGGCCCUAGUAGUCUGAGACCAGCCUGCACCUAGUAACUUCUCAGGAUUACCGUUUCUGGCCGUGUAUAUUCAUUCUCAUGCCCUGUACAGACCUGGGAUCUUUUUGGACUGGGGAUAGUCCGUUGCAGCGCUACCCACCAGCCCUGUAAUCUCUAUCUGACCUUGCCAAGUCUCCACCUUUUCCUUAGAAAAGUGCAAUUAUGGAUGAGUAUCUCUCUUCUCAGUCCUACCUAAGUCAGCCGCCGAACGCUGAGCCAUGCUUAGAACCGUGAAUAGUGGCGAAGUUACUUUGUUGCAACUGUUAGUGUCUGUGGUUAUUUCCAAAAAAGCAUUGUGCCUGGCGGAUUCUAAGUGUCCACUAAAUGCGGGGCGUGGCCACAGGCCACUCGUCGGCCUGGGGUGACUCUGUGUCCCGCCCCACUCCUGAUCCGCCCCCAUGGGCGGGUCCUAAGGUGUCUUAACGCGCCCGCCCGCAGCACCGGGCCUCGGUCACUGCCGGUCGCUUCCUGAGCCUCCUCUGGCUCUGUGUCUCUGUCCUCAGCUUCCACGUCCUCGCCCGACCGCGCCAUGGAGGGUUACCAUAAGCCAGAUCAGCAGAAGCUCCAGGCCCUGAAGGACACAGCCAAUCGCCUGCGCAUCAGCUCCAUCCAGGCCACCACCGCGGCAGGCUCGGGACACCCCACAUCAUGCUGCAGCGCUGCCGAGAUCAUGGCUGUCCUGUUUUUCCAUACCAUGCGCUACAAGGCCCUGGAUCCCCGAAACCCUCACAAUGAUCGCUUUGUGCUCUCCAAGGGCCAUGCAGCUCCCAUCUUAUAUGCAGUCUGGGCUGAAGCUGGCUUCCUGCCUGAGGCAGAGCUGCUGAACCUGAGGAAAAUCAGCUCUGACUUGGAUGGGCAUCCUGUCCCGAAACAAGCCUUCACCGAUGUGGCCACUGGCUCCCUGGGCCAGGGGCUGGGAGCUGCGUGCGGGAUGGCAUACACAGGCAAAUACUUCGACAAAGCCAGCUACCGAGUCUAUUGCAUGCUGGGAGACGGGGAGGUGUCCGAGGGCUCCGUUUGGGAGGCCAUGGCCUUCGCUGGAAUUUACAAGCUGGACAACCUCGUUGCCAUUUUUGACAUCAACCGUCUGGGCCAGAGCGACCCAGCCCCGCUGCAGCACCAAGUGGACGUCUACCAGAAGCGCUGUGAGGCCUUUGGCUGGCAUGCCAUCAUCGUGGAUGGGCACAGUGUGGAGGAGCUGUGCAAGGCCUUUGGUCAGGCCAAGCACCAACCAACAGCCAUCAUUGCCAAGACCUUCAAGGGCCGCGGGAUCACAGGGAUUGAAGACAAGGAGGCGUGGCAUGGGAAGCCCCUCCCCAAAAACAUGGCUGAGCAGAUUAUCCAGGAGAUUUACAGCCAGGUUCAGAGCAAAAAGAAGAUCCUCGCCACGCCCCCUCAGGAGGAUGCCCCUUCCGUGGACAUUGCCAACAUCCGAAUGCCUACCCCACCCAACUACAAAGUGGGGGACAAGAUAGCCACACGGAAAGCCUAUGGAUUGGCCCUUGCCAAGCUGGGCCACGCCAGUGACCGCAUCAUCGCCCUGGAUGGAGACACCAAAAAUUCCACCUUCUCAGAGCUCUUCAAAAAGGAGCACCCAGACCGUUUCAUCGAGUGCUACAUUGCUGAGCAGAACAUGGUGAGCAUUGCUGUGGGCUGUGCCACACGUGACAGGACAGUGCCCUUCUGCAGCACUUUUGCGGCCUUCUUCACACGCGCCUUCGACCAGAUCCGCAUGGCCGCCAUCUCCGAGAGCAACAUCAACCUCUGUGGCUCCCAUUGCGGCGUGUCCAUUGGGGAAGACGGGCCCUCGCAGAUGGCCCUGGAAGACCUGGCCAUGUUUCGGUCGGUCCCUAUGUCCACCGUCUUUUACCCAAGUGAUGGAGUUGCCACAGAGAAGGCAGUGGAAUUAGCAGCCAAUACAAAGGGCAUCUGCUUCAUUCGGACCAGCCGCCCAGAAAAUGCCAUUAUCUAUAGCAACAACGAGGAUUUCCAGGUUGGCCAAGCCAAGGUGGUCCUGAAGAGCAAGGACGACCAAGUGACGGUGAUCGGGGCUGGCGUAACUCUGCACGAGGCUCUGGCUGCUGCAGAGAUGUUGAAGAAAGAGAAGAUCGGCGUCCGUGUACUGGACCCCUUCACCAUCAAGCCCCUGGACAAAAAGCUCAUUCUCGACUGUGCCAGAGCAACCAAAGGCAGGAUCCUCACCGUGGAGGACCACUACUAUGAAGGUGGCAUAGGCGAGGCAGUAUCUGCUGCGGUAGUGGGCGAACCUGGAGUCACAGUCACUCGCCUGGCGGUCAGCCAAGUACCACGAAGUGGGAAGCCAGCUGAGCUGCUGAAGAUGUUUGGUAUUGACAAAGACGCCAUUGUGCAAGCUGUGAAGGGCCUUGUCACCAAGGGCUAGGAAGGACAUGGGAUGCCGGGUGGGUGAACUACACAUUCCAGGGAUGUUCUGGCAAAGGUGCUCAAGGGUGUACCGAGUGGAAAGGUAAAUAUAUGUUUUGAGAAAAAAAUUAA